GAUUAAACCAAAACAAGACUUUAUGGUUUUAACACGUGAUAAAUUCUUUGUUGUGUGUUUUGUUCUCAUUCCCAUGAACAAUCAAAUCAGCUGACUUCGAUUUCCGUGUGUAAUGAUACUGUGAGCUUUGUGCACACGUAUCAAAACUUGCUUGCUUACGACGCGUGAAGACGACGUGAUACAGAAAUAAAAGUUAGGCCAGAUUUUUCAUUUCUUCGCGAUGGCAGGACCGUUAGUGGAGGCAGGGACGUCCUUCUCACCAUGGGUUGGUUUGAUAUUUGUUUUCAACCUGAUUGUUGGCACAGGAGCAUUGACCAUGCCCAAGGCCUUUGGUCAAGCUGGUUGGAUAUUCAGUGUGGCCAUCAUCAUUGUAUUAGCUCUUGUCAGCUAUGUGACUGCCACGUUUGUGAUUGAGGCUAUGGCUGCAGCCAAUGGGAUCAUCAAGUACCGCAGGAAGGACAAGAAAAGAGAGGAUGGGCCGUUAGAAGUACGACCACCGACAUCAUCAUCAUCAUCGUCUACAACAAUCCCCAAAUCAGACUCAAAGUCACUUCCUGGAUCUAGUUCAAAGCUACCAAUUAUCACAAAGCUGGAUGAAACGAGUUCAACAAGCUCCUCCAGCAGUGAUCCAUAUAUACCUGAUACUGAGAAUGAUGAAAAGGAGAGAUUACUCACUGGGAACACCAUCAAUUACUCAUCAGUGAGAGCCGCAAAAAAGCAUGCUGAUUAUUUUGAGAUUACAGAACUGGUCGAUAUGGGACAGAUGGCUUCGAUGUUCUUCAACAAAGUGGGUCUAGUCUUAUUCUACAUAUGUCUCAUAGUAUACCUAUACGGAGAUUUGGCUAUCUACGCUGUAGCUGUUCCCAAGUCCCUCAGAGAUAUCACAUGCACCUAUGAUGCCGAUUCCCAAAAUCUUAGCGACAAUGAUCCAUGCUGGACUGGGGUCACUAUAACAAGGAUGAAUGCUUACAGAAUAUACCUGGCAAUAUUUUCAGUAUCCUUGGGAGUGUUUGUGUAUUUCAAUGUACAGAAAACAAAAUAUCUUCAGAUCUUCACCACUAUCAUGAGAUGGCUAGCAUUCCUGACGAUGAUCUUUUCAUCGGUGAUCUACAUCAGCCGAGGAAAGAGUUCAGCCAAACCGGCUGCUACAGGAACCUUUGAGAGCAUCCCAAACUUCUUUGGUGUUUGCGUGUAUGCCUUCAUGUGCCAUCAUUCAUUACCUUCACUCAUAACCCCUGUCAAACCCAAGAAACGCAUCACGGCGUUCUUGUUCGGCGACUACGUCCUCAUCCUCCUCUUCUACCUCUUCCUGUCCAUCACGGCCAUCUUCACCUUCGACAGCAGCGACAUCAAAGACAUCUACACCCUCAACUUCUUCAAGAGUAAGGUACUGCCGGUCAUCCCGCUCUCCUACUUUGUCGCGCUCUUCCCGGUCUUCACGCUCAGCACCAACUUCCCGAUCAUCGGCAUCACGCUGCGCAACAACCUGAUGGCGCUCUUCCUGCACGAGAACAGGCUAUACCACUGGACGAUCAAGCGGCUUUUGUUUCCGACCUUGGUGCUGGUGCCGCCCAUAGCGGUUGCCUUUGCCACCACGAAUGUCACGUUGCUUGUAGGAAUCACAGGGUCCUACGCAGGGGCUGCUAUCCAAUAUCUUAUACCUGUCUUCCUGGUAUAUUAUGCGAGGAAAAAGACUGAGAGAACAAUGGGCAAACGAUGGGUUCUCCACCAGCACAUGUCACUCUUCAGGCACAAGAUCUGGCUUAUUCUCAUCAUCAUAUGGGCUAUUUUCUGCCUGGUCUUUGUUACCGUCGAUCAUGUUUUAGAAGGAAUUCAUUAGUAUUUUGCAGCCCCUAGGUAUCACAUUAAGGAGAAUUCUUACUUUUUACUGACUUUUAAUUGUGCUUUACAGUACUCAUGAAAAGUGUAUCUUCUUGUUUUCAAUCAAGUGAAUUAAAGUGAUUGAAAUUAUGUGGCCUGUGCUCUGUAGCACAAAGACAAGCAAUUUGAACAUAUUUUUAUCAAUUAUAGGGAUAUAAAAAAAAUCAUGUACUAAAAAUUAUCAUUCAGUUGUAAUAUUGGUUUUGUCUCUUUAUGAUACAUGUGCAUGGAACAGAAUUGGAAGAUUUUAAUAAGUUUCAUGAACUUUCAUCUAAAUUUUGUCACUUGCAUUUUAUUUGUUUCACACAUCUUCAUUUUUGUCAAGAGUUUAAAUCUUGUAUUAAACCUUCGUGCCAUGCAAUAUUUAUUUUCUUG
This is a messenger RNA of Lytechinus variegatus (green sea urchin), 2256 nucleotides long. It is a transcript of the gene tmem104, whose product is annotated as transmembrane protein 104-like. The record is from RefSeq and is a predicted model, not a curated record. The transcript has 10 exons. The coding region runs from base 221 to 1840 and encodes 539 amino acids. NCBI's taxonomy places the organism in Eukaryota, Metazoa, Echinodermata, Echinoidea, Temnopleuroida, Toxopneustidae.